UUGUCAUCAAAAGAUCAUAUUUCCCAGGAGGAAACGAAGGAGCAGGAUACGUCUUUAAAUUAAGGAAAAGGAGCCUCUCUAUCAGUAGAAGACAUAAUGAGCAACACCACUCUGGACAAUCUACGCUUUUAUAACUCUACUGAGUACGAUGAAGAUUAUGACUAUUAUGACAGUUCAAACUAUAAACUAGAAAGAGCCAUGCAUAUUAUCGCCAUGGUGAUCUAUAGUCUUGCAUUUGUGCUGGGGGUCCUUGGCAACGGGUUGGUUAUCUUCUUCACCGGCUUCCGAAUGAAGAAGACGGUCAACACAGUUUGGUUCCUCAAUUUGGCCAUUGCAGACUUCACCUUUACUUUCUUCCUUCCCCUGAGUGUUGCUUAUUUAGCCCUGGGAUUCCACUGGCCCUUCGGGGAGUUUUUGUGCAAGGUGAACAGCACCUUGGCCUUCCUCAACCUCUAUGCCAGCAUUUAUCUCCUCAUGGUCAUCAGUAUUGACCGUUGCAUUUCUGUCUGGAAUCCGGUCUGGGCUCAGAAUCACCGAACCCCUCGGCUGGCUUCUUUUGUGGCCUUGGCUGUGUGGAUCUGGGCCUUGGUGUUGUGUUCUCCAGUUAUGUAUUUCAGGCAAACUGCCUCGCAGGAUGGCCUGCUGGAAGAAAACAAGAUUAACUGCUAUACCAAUUACGGUGAAGACCCAGCCAUGAAAACCAUGAGACAUUAUGCCCUGAUCAUCACUCGGUUCAUCUUUGCCUUCGUCAUUCCCUUCACUGUUAUCCUUGUCUGCUACGGGGCAAUUGUCUCGAAACUGAGACGCAAUCAAUUGUCUCAAUCUAACAAACCCUUUCAGGUCAUCACUGCAGUGAUUGUUGCUUUUUCGGUCUGCUGGUUCCCUUAUCAUCUUUUCACUUUCUUUGAGUUAAAAGGACAUACAGAGGUGCUGAGGUUCGGUGUUCCCUUGGUAACAAGCCUGGCUUUCGUCAACAGCUGCCUGAACCCCAUUUUGUACGUCUUCAUGGGCCAGGAUUUCAAAAAGAAACUGAGGCAGUCCCUCUUUACUAUAUUUGAGAAUGCCUUUACUGAAGAGAACAGCCAGAACACAUUAACUAAUAAGACUAAAUCUUCAAUGGAGACCCUGUCCCAGGAGGUCUGAGACCUACCUAACUCUAUUGUUACAUCCUCAAACCCCCAGAACUUUAACCUUAAAUUGUCUACUGUGAACC
Messenger RNA from Pseudonaja textilis, 1213 nucleotides. RefSeq names its product chemerin-like receptor 1. Lineage: Eukaryota; Metazoa; Chordata; Lepidosauria; Squamata; Elapidae. The record is from RefSeq and is a predicted model, not a curated record. Gene Ontology annotation, molecular function: complement receptor activity; N-formyl peptide receptor activity. Gene Ontology annotation, biological process: positive regulation of cytosolic calcium ion concentration; phospholipase C-activating G protein-coupled receptor signaling pathway; inflammatory response. Gene Ontology annotation, cellular component: plasma membrane.